Molecule: messenger RNA, 1644 nt
Organism: Sardina pilchardus (European sardine)
Lineage: Eukaryota; Metazoa; Chordata; Actinopteri; Clupeiformes; Clupeidae
Product: leukocyte surface antigen CD53-like
Exons: 8
Coding region: 261-938 (225 amino acids)
Cellular component (GO): plasma membrane
Source: RefSeq, a predicted model, not a curated record
AUCACCGAGCACUAGGUCUGCUUAUCAGUUACCUUUGCAAGACUUUGUCUUCUUUUUUCUACCCAACCGACAUCCGGUCGAUUUGUUGAGGAAGUCAUGUCAACUGAUGAUGCAUGGUGACGCUCUGAAAAUUGACUAAACCAAGUGUGACCAGCAAAGUGAAGGGAGACAUUUUCCGUUCACCUAACAAUAGUUGAACCUCUUUGUCUGCUUGUGUGGUUUACAAAGAACUUUAUCUGAGGAGAACAGAACAAGUCAAGAUGUCGUGCCUCAAGUGUUUGAAAUACACAAUGUGUGUGGCCAACUUCUUAUUCUUUGUUUGUGGGGCAGCGAUACUUGGCUUUGGGAUAUUCAUGAUGACGCAGACCAAGUUUUCCUCGUUGCUCCCUUCCCUGCCGUUCAUGAGCGUCACCAACAUCCUCAUCAUUGCUGGGAUCGUCAUCACCUGCGUGUCCUUCCUGGGAUUCCUGGGCGCCUACAAGGAGAACCGCUGCCUACUGAUCACGUUCUUCAUCUUGUUAUUUGUUGUGAUGCUGAUGGAGCUGGCUGGAGCCUGUAUCCUCCUUGUUUAUGAAAGAGAUAUUGAUGACAGAAUCAAGAUUGACCUCAAAAAAAGCCUGGAGACUGCCAAACAAUCUCAUAAUGGCACGGUCACAGUGAUCAGUGAUGACUGGGACCUCUUCCAGAAAACAUUUAAAUGCUGUGGAGUGGAGGCUGCGACAGACUGGGAGAGCCAGAUACCAUCAUCAUGCAAGAAUGGCACCGGCAGCAACUGGAACGAUGGUUGCUACAAUAAGAUGAAGAUCUGGUUUGAAGAAAACCUGCUCAACACUGGUAUUGGUGUGAUUGUCAUCUGCAGUAUUGAGGUCCUGGGUAUGUGCUUCUCAAUGACUUUGUUCUGCCACAUAAGUCGUUCCGGACUGGGAUAUAAAAUAUGAAGACCUGGUCAAAAUGGAUGAGAUCACCUGUCUGCAGUCGAGGGUUUGUGUGAACUAUGAAUAAAUGUGUGCUCUUAGGACAAAAUGCUGUUGGAAUGCAGUCACUCUGAAACACCUGGAGUUUAACUCAACACAUUGAGAUUGAUGGAUUUCCACUUUUAUUCUAUAGUCAGCAGUAUACCCACUUCUAUGAUCUAUACAGUCAGCAUUAUAUGCUACCUGUUUGUUUGUAAACAUUGAUAGUAACUGAUGUUUAGUAGCCUGUAGGGUAAUUCACUGCUUUCCACUAGUUCGUCUGCAGGGCAAUUUAAUCAAUUUAAUUUCAAAUUCAGUCAUGUAAUGGCCUUGAUCAUUAUGAUUUCACAGUUAGCUAUAUACUAGUAUAUUCAGUGUUCCUUAUUCAGUGAGUAGGCCUAUUCAGAGAUGUUAUGUGAGUGUAUUAAGUUCAUGUUUGAAACAAUUGCCUUUACAUAAAUAGCAGUACACAUAGCCCAGUUUUUGCUAUAUAUUUGAAUUCUAUAGUUGGCUUUCUCAGCAAACCCCACAAUGUAUAUGCUAAAGCACUUUAAUAUUGAGCAUAUAUUCUUUGCUCACACAAGUCACAAUCUCUUGUAGGCCUCUUCACAUGCGCAUAAUAGAAAGUAGAAAUGAGGAGUCAAGGAAUUUGGCCCUCCACCAGUUAUGUUAUUAAACGUCUCGUCUCCUA